UGGGCCCGCUGUGCGGUUCUGAGGCGUCUCUGAGGCUGUGGCUCCGGCUCUUCGCUGAGGCGCUCCGGGAUGCUCUGUCUCCUUUCUAAGGCAGUCUCCUACUUCUGGAGACGCGCAGAUGGUGAAGAUGAGAGAUGGGCAACCUCUGGUGAAAAAGCAUUGAAAAGGGUACAAGGAGUAGUGACAAGACUUUGCCAUGAUUAUGGGAUGAUAGAUGACACGAUAGUCUUCACAAAGGAUGUUGUUACAAAAAACAUGUUGCUGGCUGUUGGACAAGAAGUUAUUGCCACUGUAGAAGAGGAUAAAACAUCAGGUGGCCUGAAGGCUGUCAAGGUAGACACCAUCCAGAAUACACAAGAAGAUUCCAGUCCUACUUGUGAUGCCUCUGAACUAAAUAAGAAAACAUUAAUUGGCAGUAUUACCUCUCUCUCUGUGGAUGGUGGCUAUAUUAAUCAGAAUACAUACUUUGCAAUGGAAGAAGUCUGGGAAGAUUUCAAACCUUGUGAAGGUGACUGGGUGCAAGCAAAAUAUUAUGUUAACUUGACAACAUGGAAGACUGAAGCAGUUGCUGUAAGGCCUUUGAGGUAUAAGCAGGUAAACAAGGUUCGCAUUUCCAGCAUCUGUGGAAGAACUGGGACAAUAGAUGACAGUAUAUUUUUCACUUUGGAUUCACUGAGACUUCCUGAUGGUUACUUACCUCGUAGACAUGAUCUAGUGAACACAAUCGUGGUGGAGAGCAGUCAGUCCUGUUACGUUUGGAGAGCUCUCUGCUUGGUGCCAGUCAGCCAGGAUGGACAAUCUCACUCUAAUGAUGGUAAUGUGGAUGAGCCUUAUGAAGACAUAACGAGAGACAAAGGAGAGUUGAAAGUAUCAAAAAUGACUGACUUUGGAAUUCUGAAGCAGGGGGAAUCUAAAAGAAUGAUGGUUUGGAUUGAGAUUCAUGGACACAGUAAAGAGCUCUUGUUGCUUGGCUUUUCUGAUUUUACUGUUGGCCGCUAUAUUGAAGCCACUGUAACAAAUGAAGAAGAAUUACUUAUAGCACCUGUACAACCUUAUUCUCCAGGAAAGCCUAAAAAUAUCCCAGAUUCUCAGCUAAGAAAGACAACAGUGGCUGCCCCUAAACACAAAAGGUCUCUCUUCAGCACUGCUCUGCAUCUGAGGGAGUCCUCAGCUCCUCCCAAUUUAGUAUCAUCGGCAGACUUACUCAGUAUACCUUCAAAUCUGGCUUCCAAGUCAUCUGAGAGGAUGUUGAAGAAAACACUUCAGGGCCCUAAGAUGGAGCCCUGUGAAACCCCACUAGGGACAGGUCACCAGUCAGAUGUCACCCCCUUCACUGUAACCCUUUGUGCCCAGCCUGUGAACCAGUUGCUCACCUGUCACAUGAUAAAUAAGAGAAGGUGGUGUUCAAACUUUCUCCCACAUUUUACCAUACCAGAUGAGUUAAGAAAAUGUGUGGAACAGCAGUUAGACAUACUGACUUUUCAGCCCCUCCUAGCAGAGCGUCUUAAUCUAGAUAAUUAUAAAGCAAACUUUUCUACUCUUUUAUGGCUUGAAGACAUCCAAGCAGAAAUGGAUUUAAAAGAUUACUACAUGAGUGGGGUUACUUUAAAAAGGAAUGGGAACUUGUUAGUGCUGGAAGUGCCAGGAGUAGAAGAGGGCAGACCUCGCCUGAUUCCAGGUGAUAAGGUGAUCUUGAAAAGUCAGGUCUACUCAGAUCAUAUAAUAGAGUACAUUGCCUAUGUCGCUGAGAUAUGUGAGGAAGAUGUUACUCUUAAGGUUAAUGCUGACUUUGAACGUGCUUACAACUUGGAGCCCAUGGAUGUGGAAUUUGUUCAUUGCAGUAUUCCCAGCAGGCGAUGCCAGUUGGCCAUUCAGCAAGCUGUGUACCUGGGUGAAAAAGUGUUAUUUCCAGAAAGGCUUGUGUUGCAAUCACCACAAGCUAUCAAGACCCAGAAUACUACAGAGUAUUGUGCUGUUGAUGAUGGCCCUAAACAGCCUUCACAGCAGGAAAGUAAGGUCAAAAAAAAGCAGAACAAGCAGACAAAAGUUGGUGAAACUGUGGCACUUAAACAGAGAGAUGGGGAGUUUUUCAAUCCUAUGCUGAAUGUGCAACAGAAACUGGCAGUGAAAAGGAUACUGAGUGGUGAAUGUCGCCCAACACCUUAUCUUCUCUUUGGACCACCAGGAACUGGAAAAACAGUAACAGUAAUUGAAGCUAUUUUACAGAUACACUUUACUCUGCCAGACAGUCGGAUUUUGGUAUGUGCACCAUCAAACGCUGCAACAGAUUUGAUUUGCUUGCGGUUGCAUCAAAGCAAUCUCUUAAAACCAGGAACUAUGGUUCGAGUUAAUGCUGCCUUCAGGUCAGCAGAGCAAAUUGAUGACAUGGUGAAACCUUACUGCAAAGAUGGUGAUGAUAUUCAGAAGGCAUUGUGGUCCAGGAUUGUAAUUACAACAUGCAGCAGUGCAGGAUUGUUUUAUCAAACAGAUACACGGCUUGGACAUUUCACUCAUGUGAUUCUGGAUGAGGCAGGUCAAGCAAGUGAACCGGAGAGUCUUAUUCCUAUUGGAUUGAUUUCAGAAGCUGAUGGACAGAUAAUUCUCGUUGGAGAUCCGAAGCAGUUAGGGCCAGUAAUAAAAUCUAAACUUGCACAGUCUUUUGGAUUAAGUAUGUCCUUGCUAGAAAGACUGUCAUCAAGAGAGCUGUACCUGAGAGAUGAGGAUGCUUUUGGUGCCUGUGGAGCAUACAAUCCUUUGUUGAUCACUAAACUCACAAAGAACUACAGGUCACAUUCUGCAUUGCUUGCCUUACCAUCUAAAUUGUUUUAUCAUAAGGAGCUAGAAGUUUGUGCGGAUACCUCAGUAGUGACUUCUUUCUUGAAUUGGGAGAAAUUGCCCAGGAAGGGAUUUCCAUUAAUUUUUCAUGGAAUAAAGGGCAGUGAAACACGUGAAGGUCGCAGUCCUUCAUGGUUUAAUCCAGCUGAAGCAGUUCAAGUAAUGAUGUACUGCUGCCAGCUGGCUAGAAGUGAAUACUCCUCAGUACCAGUGACAGAUAUUGGAGUGAUUGCACCAUACCGUAAACAGGUGGAAAAAAUUAGAUUUCUUCUCAGAAGUAUUGAUUUGGAAGACAUAAAGGUUGGCACAGUAGAAGAGUUUCAAGGGCAGGAGUACAUGGUUAUCAUCUUAUCAACAGUGCGAUCUCAGAAAGUCGUAAUUGAUGAUGAGAAACACUCUUUGGGCUUUCUCUGUAACCCAAAGAGAUUUAAUGUAGCAAUUACUAGAGCAAAAGCUUUGCUGAUUGUCGUGGGAAAUCCUCACGUUCUUGUGAAAGAUCCCUGUUUUUGUGCACUGUUGGAAUACAGUUUAAGGAACAGAGUUUAUAUAGGUUGUGACCUGCCCGCAGAGAUGGAACGCCUGCAGAAGUAAGAGUCUGAUCUUCACUUUAACUUUGCUAGAUAUUGAUCAGUUUACAGUAUUUUUAGAGCUAGUGUCAUUUGAAAGAUUGAUCAAUACAGCAACCUGUGUUAUCAUAGUAGGAUUGGAUUUUGCA
Serinus canaria (Common canary) is the source of this 3550-nucleotide messenger RNA. RefSeq names its product Mov10 like RISC complex RNA helicase 1 (gene MOV10L1). NCBI's taxonomy places the organism in Eukaryota, Metazoa, Chordata, Aves, Passeriformes, Fringillidae. Bases 70 to 3426 code for a protein of 1118 amino acids. The record is from RefSeq and is a predicted model, not a curated record. Gene Ontology annotation, molecular function: helicase activity. The transcript is spliced from 25 exons.